Molecule: messenger RNA, 2739 nt
Organism: Daldinia vernicosa
Lineage: Eukaryota; Fungi; Ascomycota; Sordariomycetes; Xylariales; Hypoxylaceae
Exons: 1
Coding region: 1-2739 (912 amino acids)
Source: RefSeq, a predicted model, not a curated record
AUGAACCUACCUCCGCCGAACCCGCCCUUCGUUUUUCCAGCUCGCUCGUCACCAUUUUCGGCGCCUUCAUCUUUCUCUCGGGCAACGGGACGACGACCUCAGUCUGCGAUAGAAUUUGGCUUUGCUGGCGGAAUGGGAGAUUCUCCCUCCAGAUCGCCGGGUUUGCCCGACUUUAGUUUCAACCCGGGCGCCGAUCCUAGUCCGAAUCCCAGCAGUCAGCGAUCCAGAUCUCCAGCUCUACCGGAUUUCGCAUUCAAUCCAGGUGCGACUCUCGGGCCCGAUGAGUCUCUCCUCAGUCCUCCAAUUUCUCCUCCGUCGCCUAUGAUGCACCCCAACCGUGGUGGCCAUCGACGAGGUGGGAGUGAGUUCGUAGGCGGUAAACUCAAAGGAGGAGGGUCUAUUACUGUAAUGAGUACGAGCCCAACUAGAUCUGAUGUUGGCAAUACGUCCCCCAAGCUCUCGCCCGCAGAUGUUCCGCCAAGAAGAGGACAUGCACACCGUCGUUCCGCCGCCAUCUCUAGUCACGAUCUGACUAUGAUACUUAAGCCAAAUAACCCGGUUUCGAGGGGCAGUAGUGCGCCCGCUAGCCCGGCUGAUUCUGACGAGAAGUUUCGCAAUUUUCCCGAGCCAAAGACCGAACCUCCCAAACCCGAGAUUGUUUCCCAACAGGCAAGCGCGGAAGAAAUUCAGGAAGUAUUUGUUCAGCCUACGCAGGAGUCCCCUCCAUCGCCAAGGGCCGCCGCACGCGCGCGAGUUGGGUUCUCCGAUACGCUUGAAUUCAUUCCCCGCCCUCUGUCGUUGGUUUCAACCGACACAUCAAGCACGGUGACAGUUCGUCCUGGCCACCGAGUUUCAGGGAGCAUGUCAUCCAUCGUUUCGACGAAUUUAGCAUCUACGGACCGUGAUACUUCUAGUGUGCUCGGGUCACCUGGUUCUCGUGCGAAGAAUGAUUCGCGCCCUAGCACCGCAGGCGCUGUUUUAGAGCGUUCCCCGAGUCUUAUCGUACUCACUGGAGAUUCUUUAUCACGUAGGCGCAAUUCGAUUCCCUUGCUAACGGAAAUCCCCAAACGUAGCUCAGGGUCGCCUACAAAUACGAGCCCUUCAAAAACCCCUAGGAGAUGGUCUUUUUUCGGACUCGAACCUUUCGCGGCAACUAAUUCACCCACGAAAUCGACAUCACUUAGCUUAGGUUUAUCUAAAGCAGUGGAGAAGCGACCUGAGCCCGCUAAUCUAUCACCGGAAUCCGAAUGGGUGUCAACCGGAGACGAAUUGUCUCGUCCAGAAAGUAGGAAGGGUUCGAUAAGAAAGAAGAAGCAGAAAAGGGUUAGGUCGUGGGCUGGCUCUAUUUUAACAAGGAAAUCGAAAACUCGUAAAUCAAAGUCAGUGCGCCGUCGUUCGGCCACGCCACCAGUAUAUCAAGAACCGGUUAUCGAAGAUUUCGGUGAUUAUCUUAUGGAAGUACCCGAAGCACCUAUUGCACCGGUGGUCUUGGUGACUGAGCCCGAGCCCGAUCCAAAUACAGCAGAGCUGGGUCGAACAUCUGAAGAUGAUAUAUCUUAUCCUAUGAUCGAUCUUGACGCGGCUCUUGGCCCGUUUAAUACACCUUCCUCUCGUGAUCCCCAAUGGGAUGAGGCGCAAAAGACCGGCGCCCCACCAAAGCGCCAGCUGCACAGUGCUGCUGGCUUAAGGGGUUUCAGCGGACCAGGGAUGCAUUAUCACCGCCGUGCUGAGAGUGCUCCUGAGAUGCCUCCCUUCGAAGCCGUACGAUUUGGCAUUCACCGCUUCGGCAGUUCUUCGACUAUGGCCGAUGUGUUUGAAGAAGACGAAGAGGAAGAAGGGGAGGAUACGAGCGCAAGAACCCCAUCUGAAGAAUCUUCCACGGACGCCCAAGAUGCUUCAGCUGAUGAAAGUGAGUCGACGUCAAGUACUGAGGACGACGCAGUUUCGACGCCUACGCAAGAACGUGAUCAUGGUAAAGCUAGUCCAAAGGAUGUCGUACCAACGCCUACCUUGGUGGCACGUAAAGGCAGCGGGUCAAGCUUGGACAUACAACGACCAGUAUCUAGGAUGAGGACCGAAAACCUUUGCGAAGAAAUUAUUCUAGAAGAACCCAACUACAGUACGCCUAGACGUGCCACCCAUUUCAUGGGCGCCCCGGGCACCCCUGAUUCAGAAGCCCCAUCUCCCCGCCAGAUUCUAAACACAGAUAUCGAUCCGAUGGAUGUAAGCAAUGGAGCGUUCCCUGCUUCUUCGACUAUGCCAGCUACCCCAUAUUCGCUGAGCUAUUCAUCCUCUUUUCCAUCCCCUCGUUCGCCAAUGUCUUAUGACGCUCAACGAAUCUCAACUGCCCCAUCUUCGAUCGCUGAUGAGAACACCUACCACUCACUAUUGAUGGGCGAACCUGGACCAGAGUUGGUCCGAAUAUCUGUUGAUGUUCCGUCUCUAACGAGUAGUAAUUCGACUAUGACACGGGAUAGCACUUUCACGCCGGGCGUUCAGCCUAGGAAUAUGCCCUUCCAUGAUCAACGGCCUGCUUCGUUUAGCGCCGCAGCAUUCGGCCGCCGAAGAUCCAGUUUGGUCAGUCUCAGCCGGCUCAUUAGUAGCGCCCACGGAGAACGGAGCAAGCUGAGCAUGGAGGUCCCUCUUGACUCGGAUCCGGAAGGCAAGCCCAAGAACAAAUCAAAACGUCUUAGUCGCAUAAUGCAAUUCUGGAAGCCGAAGGGAUCGGCUAAGCCUUAG